Molecule: messenger RNA, 942 nt
Organism: Ilex paraguariensis (yerba mate)
Lineage: Eukaryota; Viridiplantae; Streptophyta; Magnoliopsida; Aquifoliales; Aquifoliaceae
Source: the annotation of a GenBank genome assembly
AUGGAGUGGAUGUCUAGUGCGCUUAUUUGGUUGAGUGUUUCUUUCUUGGCUUCUCUUCUUCUACUAUUCAGCUGGACAAGGGCAACGAAGGGCUCUACAAAACAGAGACCACCAGGGCCACCAGGAUGGCCAAUUGUUGGCAACAUGUUCGAUCUAGGAACCAUGCCACACCAGACCUUCUACAAAUUAAGGGCCAAGUAUGGACCUGUUCUCUGGCUAAAGCUUGGUUUAGUAGAUACUAUGGUCAUACAAUCUGCCAAGGCAGCUGCUGAGUUGUUCAAGAACCAUGACCUUCCUUUCUCUGACCGCAAAGUUCCCGAGGCACUCACGGCCUCAGGCUACAACAAAGGAUCAUUGGCUAUGGCCAGAUAUGGCCCGGAUUGGCGCAUACUACGACGACUCUGCUCCAUGGAGCUCUUGAUUAACAAAAGACUCCACGAGUCGGCUCCAAUAAGGCAAAAGUGCAUUGACAAGAUGGUGGAGUGGAUAGAGGAGGAUUCAGCAUCGUCGCGUGCCCGGGGUGGAUCGGGUGGUGUGGAACUAGUUAGGUUCCUUCACAUCAUGGCUUUCAACCUUGUUGGGAACCUUAUGCUGUCAAGAGAUCUCUUGGACAUGCAGUCUGAGUCAGGGGAAGUGUUUUUCGAAUCCAUGAACAUGUUCAUGCAAUGGGCUGGGAAACCUAAUGUAGCAGAUUUUUUCCCAUUCUUGAAAUGGCUCGACCCCCAAGGGAUCAAGAGGAAUAUGGCCCGCCAUAUGGGACGAUGCAUGAAGGUCGUCGCUGGAUUUGUUGAUGAGAGGGUUCAUGAGAAGGAAUCAGGAAGAGAGAAGGUAAAAAAAGACUUCUUGGAUGCAUUGUUAGAGUAUGAAGGUGAUGGAAAAGAAGGGCCUACCAAGAUUUCAAAGAAGAACAUGAACAUCAUAAUCCUGGUAAUACAAUGCUAA